GCCAUCACCGUCGGUAGUUGUCUCCGUUAUGGCGUCGGCACUUCGAGCGAGGCUUUCGCUUUCGGAGUCGUGCUCACGACAACGUGCGUUUGUGUCACAGUGCAGCGCAUUCCGCUUCGUUUAAACGUCGCUGUGAAAGUGUGGCAGUUUUAUAGCGUUACUGAGACCUUUCCGCAGCAGUGCGCUGCUCCGCCUCUUGUGUUGUCGUCUGCUACACCCCGCCAGAGGGUGUAGACAGGACAGCGCUUUCGUUCCUGUUUACAAUAGUGGGAGUGAUUCCGAAAAGAGAACACCAUUUGUGAAGCGACAGGGUGUGGUCUACUGUGUGUUUUGAGACCUCUCCCAUGAGUGCAACGCACGCGUAGAAACUUUUCCUUGCCGAAACGUCCCGUGUUUUGCGCGGAGUGAACCCGGCGGACCGGCGGCGGCAUGGGUAAACGCCCGCGCUCGGCGAUCGCCACGGCGGUGCCCUCUGCGCAUGCGCCAGCGCGGGGGCCCAAGAUGGCCGGCCACCUGGCCGCCCUGACUGCCGACGGUGGAAUACCGCUACUGACGCGGAAGAUAGGGGACGUCAAACCGCUCCCAUUCGCGUCGGUAGGCACGCUCAACGGCGUCCACCUGUUCUCGCACCUGAGGGGCGCUUCCCUGCACAGCACAACCACCAAAGGAGCCAAGGCCGUCUGGAGGAGUUACCACGACAGCGUGGUGUUACUGGUGGUGACGAACAACGACAACUCAAACGACGAACACCUGAACCGGCUGCUGGACAACGUGUUCGCCGCCAUGGUGAUGGCCGUGGGGCUGGAGACCUUGCAGACCAUACAUAACGUCGACAGGCUCAAGCGGGAACUCAGGGUUUGUUAUCCCGUGGUGGAUCACUUGUUGUGCCAACUGGAUCAAGAUGCUUGCACACUCGGUGACCUCACUGGUGUCACUGACUUUAUCCUAUGUACAGAAAGCCAGGCACUCCAGCACUACUUGGACACGUUCGUGGAGGAAGUGGACAGCCUGUACGGCUGCCUCCUGGUGCGAGGCAAGGUGGCCGUGGCCACCAAGCAGUGGAUGUGCCUCACCCGCGAGGAGACCACGCUGCUAGCCAUUGCCGCUCGCGCAGGCACUCGCUGCAUCUCACGCGAGACGCCUGUCUACCUGCCCACCAGCUGCCCUCUGGUAAGCAACCGCCUCGUCACGCUGCAGUUGACGCAGGGGGUUGAAUUGUGCUUACUCUGCGGACCAGCACCAUCUUUACCAGUUCUUGAGGAAGAGGUGUGCAGGUUCUGGAAUGAAGCUUUCGACUUGCUCAAAACGGCCGCUAGUGUGCACCCGAGAAACUUUCCACUCAGCUCGACGUCCGAUAAGAAGACUGUGACGUUGCCUUCCCUCGACAAGAACAUCUUGGGGUUCCUCCUGGUCAACACGAAGAAGCAGCGAAGCUUGACAAGUGUGCACCCCGUAGAGGAUGAGAUUGGCCGCACAAAAGACGGCAAGUGCGUCAGCCUGCGGAAACGCCAGGAGAUGCUGCGCGCCCUGUACAAGCUGGUCAACUCCGCCUACUUCACAACGACGACAACACCAGCGACGGAUGAUGUUGCAGGGGCAGCCCCAAAUGCAGGCAGUUCAAGCCACCAGGUUACAGAAGUGUACAUGUGUACAGAAACACACAAGAACUAUGCCCUUCGAAAUAACGAUUAUCAACUGUACAUUUUGUUCUCAUCAUCUAUACCAACAUUUGCCAUGAGAUCCGUCAGCCACAAAACUCUCAAGGCUCUGACAACCAACAAAGUCUGUGUUCUCUGACAGUACAGCAUGGACCCUGGCAUGACAACCUUAAUCUAGUCUGUGAUAUUUACCUAAGCAAACCCUGUAUAGUGUCCUGCAUUUCAAUUACCUCACAGAGAGAUAAUAUAUUAGCACAGGAUUGCUGUGCAACGGUUGUGACGUUUCUGUAAAGCUUAUCUACGAUGGCUGCCUUUGGUGAGACGACAGCAACACAAUUGUUGAUUGUCAUAGGACAGUUUGCCUUUAAGGAACUUCCCCAUGCUCGAGAGAAAUGAAGCGCAUAUGGGCAGCCAAAUUGAUUUCAAUAUUUUUGUUGUUGUAAUUAACAUGUCUCCCGUCAAAACGCGACUGUGAGCUUAUGCCAUUGUGAAUUUGCCUAAGUGCGUUGGCGGGCUAGUUGGUUGUUCAUGCUAAGUUUCUACAGCGCGACUGGACGCGGACGGAGAAGUGUGUGUGUGUGCUUGCGUGUUCCUUCUCCGUCCGCGUCCAGUUGCGCUGUAGAAAAUUAGCAUGAAUUUGCCUGUCAGGUUAACAUUAUUCCUCUUUUUAAAAAACAUGGCAUGCCCAUCACAUAAAGAAGUCGCUUACUGUUUAAUAGUAUAUCAGGAAAAAUAAUGGCCUUUUAUCCAAAAACUUCAAAUCAGUGCUGUUAAUUUGGAUCUUCGAUCCCACAGUUGCUUUGCUGGGGUGUUGCAUACAAAAGAUGUGGCAUUAGUUUCACCCCCUCCCAUGGCGUAUGCAUUUUCAAGGUGACAAAAAAAAGUAUACAUAUAAAAUAGGAUUUUGUCAUGGAAAGUGGCAAAAGUUAGAUUUGCAGAAAUUUUGCAGAAAUUCUUUUUUUCUGCAUAGAAAGAACUAUGGAACCCCUGCCUCUCAUAUACGGAGGUGGAUCAAUCAUAAACAAGUGCCUUUCGCUUCAGCAAAGUAGGUGCCUAAGGCAGCAAUGGUUGGUUUGCAGUGAUUGGAGUAUGUAAACUAAGACAGUUGUGCAUGCAAGAAAAACUUGGAUGCAACUGGUAAAAGGUCCCAUGCUCUUACAGAACGUGCUAGUCACUGUAGCAGCAAAAGCUCUUUCUAGGCUUUUGAAUGUGUGCCACUGAAUGAAUGUUUCUGUACCAAUUACAGUAGACUCGUAAUCAUUCAAACUCCUUGACAUCCUGGAUACAGAACUGUUUAUGAGUAAUUUGUAGUACGAUAAAAAAAAGAAUUAUGGACUAUCAUACAAACAGAUGUACCCAUAAAGUAACAUGCAAGAAUGACUGAACAGUCACUGUCUGGCUUUAUGGAUCAGACAAGAAAAUUUAAAAUGUCAGAGCUAGGAAUGUACAGUCGAGUUAGUGGCAGUGUUUAGCAACACCCUCUACAAUUGCAUUAGGGCACACCUAUGACCAUUUAUUUUUCAUAAUAUCCCACCACUGGCUAAAGUUGGCUGCAUUGCUCUUGCCUGGAAAUGACCUCCCGAAAGCCUUGUUUGAGUGUAUCGGUUUUAAGAUUAAAUGAAAAGGUAACUUGGCAAUAAAAAUUUUGAGACCUGUUUGCAUUAACCAACGACCUAAAUUACCGGAGUCUGAAUUAUGACGAGUCGACUGUUAGUGCAAAGGCCCCAGUACUCUGCGAGAAAGAAAUGGCUAUUGACGUUAUGUACAUACUAAUUUAUUUCUGUGACGAGAAUGCAAGCUUGGAAAGAUGGAGUGAUGUAAUGUAAAAAGCAAUCCUUCGCAAUCACACUUUUUCACUUGCACAUUGCUUCGAUGAUGAGCUUGACACAAGGACUUUACGUUCACCAAUGUGCAACACUCCAAGAAAAGAAGAGAAGAAUGCGAGAGGUGCACGGGUAGCCAACACACAAUGCCAGCAAGAGAGAACAAGUUUUAACAUUGUACAUAAACAAGCAAGUGGAUGGAAUCUGAUGCGUGUGUGCAUUUUCUAGUCGGCAUGAAUAAACAGGAGCCUCUAUGUUUUUUUU
Rhipicephalus sanguineus (brown dog tick) is the source of this 3745-nucleotide messenger RNA. It is a transcript of the gene fy, whose product is annotated as protein fuzzy homolog. NCBI's taxonomy places the organism in Eukaryota, Metazoa, Arthropoda, Arachnida, Ixodida, Ixodidae. Gene Ontology annotation, biological process: vesicle-mediated transport; non-motile cilium assembly. The record is from RefSeq and is a predicted model, not a curated record. Bases 430 to 1797 code for a protein of 455 amino acids. The transcript has 10 exons.